CCUCCGUCCGUCGACCCCCUCUCCUCCUGCGCGUCCCGCUCAGCGGCCAGCCGGCCGGCAGCAUGUUCAGCUGGAUGAAGCGGGCGGGGGGCCGGGGCCAGCAGCCCGAGGCCAUCCGCACGGUGACCUCGGCCCUCAAGGAGCUGUACCGCGCCAAGCUGCUGCCCCUGGAGGAGCACUACCGCUUCGGGGCCUUCCACUCGCCGGCGCUGGAGGACGCCGACUUUGAUGGCAAGCCCAUGGUGCUGGUGGCUGGCCAGUACAGCACGGGCAAGACCAGCUUCAUCCAAUACCUGCUGGAGCAGGAGGUGCCCGGCUCCCGCGUGGGGCCCGAGCCCACCACCGACUGCUUUGUGGCCGUCAUGCACGGGGAGGCCGAGGGCAUCGUGCCAGGCAAUGCCCUGGUGGUGGACCCCGACAAGCCCUUCCGCAAGCUCAACCCCUUCGGGAACACCUUCCUCAACAGGUUCAUGUGCGCUCAGCUUCCCAACCAGGUCCUGGAGAGCAUUAGCAUCAUAGACACUCCUGGAAUCUUGUCGGGCGCCAAGCAGAGAGUGAGCCGAGGCUAUGACUUCCCGGCCGUCCUGCGCUGGUUCGCCGAGCGGGUGGACCUCAUCAUCCUCCUGUUCGACGCGCACAAGCUGGAGAUCUCCGACGAGUUCUCGGAGGCCAUCGGCGCCCUGCGGGGCCACGAGGACAAGAUCCGGGUGGUGCUGAACAAGGCGGACAUGGUGGAGACGCAGCAGCUGAUGCGCGUGUACGGGGCGCUCAUGUGGGCGCUGGGCAAGGUGGUGGGCACCCCCGAGGUGCUGCGGGUCUACAUCGGCUCCUUCUGGUCGCAGCCGCUGCUCGUGCCCGACAACCGGGCCCUCUUCGAGCUGGAGGAGCAGGACCUGUUCCGGGAUAUCCAGGGGCUGCCCCGCCACGCGGCCCUCCGCAAGCUCAACGACCUGGUCAAGCGUGCCCGGCUGGUGCGGGUGCAUGCCUACAUCAUCAGCUACCUGAAGAAGGAGAUGCCGUCCGUGUUUGGGAAGGAGAACAAGAAGAAGCAGCUGAUCCUCAAGUUGCCUGUCAUCUUCGCCAAGAUCCAGCUGGAGCACCACAUCUCCCCCGGGGACUUCCCCGACUGCCAGAAGAUGCAGGAGCUGCUGAUGGUCCAUGAUUUUACCAAGUUCCACUCCCUGAAGCCAAAGCUCCUGGAGGCCCUGGACGAGAUGUUGACCCGCGACAUCGCCAAGCUGAUGCCCCUUUUGCGCCAGGAGGAGCUGGAGAGCCCGGAGGCCGGGGUACAAGGGGGCGCCUUCGAGGGCACCCACAUGGGCCCCUUCGUGGAACGCGGGCCCGACGAGGCGCUGGAGGACGGCCCUGAGGGCUCGGAUGAGGAAGCUGAGUGGGUAGUGACCAAGGACAAGUCGAAGUACGACGAGAUUUUCUACAACCUGGCACCCGCCGACGGCAAGCUCAGUGGCACCAAGGCCAAGACCUGGAUGGUGGGCACCAAGCUGCCCAACUCCGUGCUGGGCAGGAUCUGGAAGCUGAGCGACGUGGACCGCGAUGGCAUGCUGGACGACGAGGAGUUCGCCCUGGCCAGCCACCUCAUCGAAGCCAAGCUUGAGGGUCACGGGCUACCAGCCCACCUGCCCCGCCGCCUGGUGCCCCCAUCCAAGAGACGGCAGAAGGGCUCGGCUGAGUGAGCCCGUGGGGUCCCCCCUCUGCUGCCGCCACAGCUGCUGUCUGGGUGCCUUCCACCCCAUCCCUGGCUGCACGCCUCGCACCCACCCUGGCAGGGCUGUGUAUGGGGGAGAGGGUCUUCCCUCUCUGCCUUGCCCAAGGGGUUCAGCUUCUGUUUCCCCCCUCCACACAGGCGCAUUACCAUCACCACCCCAGCCCCUCAUCACAUCACCCUGCCCGGCACAGCUCUUGCUUUAGUAUUUAUUAGGCGCCUACUGUAUACACCCCUUCUGUAUCCACCCAGGAGAACGCGUGGGGCCCAUGCUGUCCCAUGCAGGCGUGCAACCUCAUGUGCGCCCCAACUCUGGUUGGGACCCCACGCAAACAGCCCUCCUAGGUCAGAGCCAGCGUUGCUUCUCAUGCUUCUACCUGGCCCCUUCGGGUGGGGUCGGAGGGGAAAGGACCAUCUCCUGUUUCGGCAGCUGCACCCCUCUUGAGCUGUCCCCUCCACUUCUCACGCUCUUUUAUUUUUGCUGCGCCCAGAUGGGAUGGUCACUUCGGGGAUGCCUUGAUCCCUUGACUUCCAUUCCCCUGGGAGGGGGUGUCCAUGUUUUAGGGGCCUUCCCCAGCAGAUCUCAAGGUCACCGGGCUGCCUCAUAGGGGACUUGUGGGAGGUGGGGUACUUGGUGCUAAAGCCCCCCUCCCUGAACUUUUAACCUGCACCCCUUUUCUAACCUCCCGGAUGAUGAGGGGGGUACCCGGGAGGUCUCUGUGGAGAGUGGGAGCUGGACCAUGCCCCCCUGAGCACCCCCUCUCCAUGGCUGGGCAACCCCAAAGUGCCUUCAGCACACAGCAAAUAAAGCCAAGGCUUUUGUCCA
Suncus etruscus (white-toothed pygmy shrew) is the source of this 2549-nucleotide messenger RNA. It is a transcript of the gene EHD2, whose product is annotated as EH domain containing 2. Lineage: Eukaryota; Metazoa; Chordata; Mammalia; Eulipotyphla; Soricidae. Gene Ontology annotation, biological process: endocytosis; endosomal transport. The record is from RefSeq and is a predicted model, not a curated record. Gene Ontology annotation, cellular component: plasma membrane; cytoplasm. Gene Ontology annotation, molecular function: protein binding; GTP binding; calcium ion binding. The transcript is spliced from 5 exons. Bases 63 to 1694 code for a protein of 543 amino acids.